AUGGCCAGUAAUACGGAUGCCUGUGUCCCAGCGGCAUUGACGGAUUUCGUCUUUGAUUUGUAUGAUUCCGUUACACUUUCCCAAUUGACAGAGGAACAAUCAAGGCUGUACAAUUCUGAAUUUAGUGACUUGAGCAAAAAGUACUUCUCCAACGCCCCCUGGCCAUCUCCCCAGGCCAUUGCCUCAGAGUGUAAUGGAGAUCCUUUAUUCUUGGCGUUUUAUCGCGAAUUGACGCACCGUCACUGGCAUGCGGUGUCUCGUCCCACCCUCCGAGAUCGCAUGGAAGGAUGGGAUGUCUACCGAGAACUCUUUGAUGAGCUUCUCAUGGUGGCAGAAGAUGACGCUUCUUCGACCAGUCAACCCAAGUUGUUUAUUCUUCCACAAUGGGCUUUUGAUAUUCUCCAUGAAUUCGUCUACCAAUUCCAAGGGUUCUGCCAAUUCCGAACUACUCUGUACGCCUCGGCUCACAAGCACAAUUUGUUUUCGGGAGAACCCAGCCCCAAGGCCCCCCAUCACGUCGUCGAGAACUUGGCAUUGAUGCGACAAGAAGAUGCGGCUGAUGUAUGGAGUGUCGAGACAGUCAUGUACUACUUGCAACGAUUGGUUGCCAUUGGUACCAAGUCUUCGGUUCCUGUCUACCAAUACUUUGGAAUCUUCGCGUCCGUGACCAUGUCCCGAUUGGAAUGCUUGUUGGCCGACUACACUUCCUCCCUUCAAUCCUUGGCUCCCAUUCUGGAAGCUACUGCCGUCGUUACCAAGGCAGAUCAACCUGUCAUGACCUUCUCUGAGAUUGUCAGCUCGGUCUUUAAUGCUCGUCUGAGUCUCACAUACCACGCUGGUAUCAGUUUCCUCAUGUUGCGACGAUACAAGGAUGCCGCCAACAUGGUCGGAUCUUUGUGUUCGUUCAUGCAAAGAGGAUUCAAGACGGGCCAGUUGCGAAAACAACGCAACUCGGAUCAAUUGUACAAGAAUUAUGAUCGUAUGGUUGCACUCUUGGCAAUCGUCACACAACUCUGCCCCCAACAAAACUUGGUCGAAGAAGGUAUUGCCAAGGUUAUCCGCGAAAAGCAUGGAACAGCCCUCGCCAAGGAUAACUACACGGAACUCUUCACUUUCUGCUCUCCCAAGUUUGUAUCACCGGUCAUUCCUGAUUUCAACAAGACUGGACCCACCGAGAACGUUUACAAGCUUCAAGUGAACCUAUUCGAAACCGAAGUUGCUUCGCAAUCGACUUACCGUGAAUUGAGAAGUUAUUUGAAUUUGUAUACAUCAAUCGGUGUUUCCAAAUUGACCUCCUUUGGCAAUGAUGAAAAGUCCUUGCUUGCUCUAAAACUAAAGAUGAGACAAUUGGAAUCCAACAAUGCUGACGCACCCUCCCUGAAGGAUGCCUCGUUGAAGUCGGCCUUGGACAUUCACUUCUACUUGGAAAAUGAUGAGGUUGUUCACAUUGACGAAGCAGAAAAGCAACGUCGAUUCGAAAACUACUUUAUGAGCCAAUCUGCUCAAUCCUUCGACAUUCGAAAAGAUGCUUGUGCCGUUGACACAACGCUCUAA
Molecule: messenger RNA, 1554 nt
Organism: Cylindrotheca closterium
Lineage: Eukaryota; Bacillariophyta; Bacillariophyceae; Bacillariales; Bacillariaceae
Source: the annotation of a GenBank genome assembly